AUGUUCCCAGGUAAAGACAAGGUAGGUAAAUGGAGAGUAUCAGAGGUAACUCGACAAGAUGAAUCCGAGGAAGUGUAUCACCAGUCUCGACAGCAACACGAGAGCGUGGCCUUCAUGUCAAUGUGGGACAUGGGUGGAGACCUUGCCUUUCAAGCUACAAACUCUGUGUUCAUAAGCGCUCAUGGUGUCUACAUAGUUACGUUUAGGGCUAUAGACUACUUCACAGACAAUUUACAGAUGGUAAGACUGAAAAACUGGGUUCGAAACAUCGGAGCCUACUCCUCUCGAGCGUACAACCCGAACAAACUACAUCCCCAUCACCCGCCGAUCAUUGUGGUGGGUACUCACAUGGACCAGGUUAACGCCAAGUUUAAGGAUGAGACAACAGAGGAAAAAGAUAAACGACUACAGAACAUGCGGAUCAAAAUAUCUAGUAUCACAGAAUUGACAAAGGAAAGGAAAGGCGAAGGAUUUGUCUUCCUCAGAUUCUGUACAGUGGAUAAUUCCAUAAGCGACGACCCGGCGUUCGAGAAGAUAAAAGGGUACAUCCUUGAGGCGGCAGAGUAUCAGGACCAGUGGGAAAGAAAAUUGCCAUGCUCAUGGCUAGCCCUGGAGAGAGAAAUUCUAAAACAAAGACAAUGGAGACACGUUUUGACACUUCAAGAUAUCAAAGACAUGGAUUCCAAAUGUGAAUCUCCUAUUGGUGACGAGGAAAAAAUCCAGCUGUUUUUAGAAUACCUUCAUUCCACAAGAUCUGUUCUGUACUUCCGAAAAUACCGGAAAGUGAUCAUCAACCCUCAGUGGGUCAUCAACGCCUUCAGAGAAAUCCUAACGGACGAAAAGUUUCUGCCAUCCGAUGAUCUCCUCCAUACGGCUGACAUUACCAAAUAUUUGCAAAAUGCUGUCCUGACAGUUGAUCUUGCAAAAGAACUAUGGAAGUUAAAAGAAGACAAUUCGUACAUUCAACAUAUCGACAUUCUUUUCGCCUUCCUUGAAGAAUUUGGUCUCCUGGUAAAAGGAUAUCAAGGUCAGGACCAAUAUGGAAAUCCUGUAUAUGACCACGACUACACUGUUCCAAGCAAACUCCAAACUGCACCGGACAUUAAUCAAAUAUCAAGUCUUCUGAAAGCAAAAGGAACAGUUUGUUCUCGAACACUUUGCUUCGUAUUCGAGGAAGUCUUUACUCCUCAGGAACUGUUCCACCGAAUAUACGCAGGCGUCAUCAAGAAAUUCAGACCAGCUAAGGUAGCAUCAGAAACAGGACCAAUCACAACGUAUGAAGAAAAACAGAUCUACAAAGAACUUGGCUUCUUCAAGGUAGACGAUCUAUGUAACAUGGUCGUCAGUACUCAGUGGGAGCAGUCUGUGAUAGCAGUCACGCUCUACACGACUUCGGAGCCUCGGAUUCUCGGAGACACCUGUUUGAAAGUGAGACAGACAAUGGAGACCAUCAUACAAUACACUCUUGAGUUGAGCCGUCAACAACACUUGAAAUACUCAUUCAAACUUCACUGUAGGUUUUACCUGCAACCGAACGACAUUCCGCGAGACGGAGACGGAAUACGGAAAACAACUAGAGGUCUUCCCUGUCAAGGAGAUGAUUGUGCCGGGAAACACAUCCUUAUAAAUCAUGAUUGGUUCCUAUGGUUUCCUGCUCCAGUUACGAGGACGGUCUGUAAUGCUCUGAGCGGAAACACACCAAGAACAUGUGACUCCGAAUUGCUGACGGACAAAGGUUUACAGGAAAAGGUCGCCGCCAGGCUUGGCAUAAACUGGGAAUCUGUGAUGACCUCUCUGGGUGUUCAGAGCUAUCAACUUGACCGGAUAAAGCUGGCUCACCAAUACGCUCCUCUUACACAGAUAACCAGCGCGCUAAUCCAUUGGCGUGACACCUAUCUCACUGACAGUCCAGAAGAGGAAAUGUUGAAGGACUUGUCUAAGGCUUUCCGACAGUUUGGGGUAGACAGUGACGUGAUAGAUCAGGAACUGGAGAUAUUUACUAGCAAUUAAUGCAUGCCAGACGAUAGUUGGAGCUGACGUGGUUGACCUACGGGACCAGUAGCUGACGCACUAAAUUUGUAUCUGGUGGUUGUCGCAUGACCGACUGACGAUUCAUGGAGCAGAGUUACGUCAUGUUCGUUACUACAUGUACGAGGAACAAAGUGGUAUACUCAUGUCUUGCUAAGGUGACGCCGAUUUGCUGCUUGUGAGUUAACUUGAAUUCAGCCGCCACGUGAGGCUGUGCAGACAGAUUAGUAUGCUAGCAUUUGUCUCCAUACCUUUUGGAGAGCAUUGUGAGACAGAUAGCUUCUGCGGAAGUCACUCUGCUCUGUCCACCCUGAUUUAACCAGCGCUGUGGUUAGUCGUUAGAACUGAUUCUUGUGAGAUUCGUUGGAGGCCCUGACAAUUGACUUUAUGGUAAGAGAAAGUGUGUGUUGAGUGAGU
This is a messenger RNA of Ylistrum balloti, 2445 nucleotides long. RefSeq names its product probable serine/threonine-protein kinase pats1. The transcript is spliced from 7 exons. Gene Ontology annotation, biological process: signal transduction. The coding region runs from base 1 to 2010 and encodes 669 amino acids. Lineage: Eukaryota; Metazoa; Mollusca; Bivalvia; Pectinida; Pectinidae. The record is from RefSeq and is a predicted model, not a curated record. Gene Ontology annotation, molecular function: protein binding.